AUGGCCCGAUGGCAGAUUCUGCUUUUUGAAUUCGACAUUAUCUACGUGAACCAAAAAGCGGUAAAAAGAAGUGCAAUAGUAGAUUUUCUAGCCAGUAGAGUUUUGGAAGACUACGAGCCUUUGAACUUCGACUUUCCGAAUGAAGACCCAAUGUGUGUUGCUACCAUUGAAGAAGGUGCUCUUAAAGAACUUCCAUGGAAAUUGAAUUUCGAUGGGGCGUCAAAUGCUGUGGGCAAUAGAAUUAGGGCCGUCUUAGUAUCUCCAAACGGAGAUCAUUAUCCAUUCACUAGUAAGUUUGAUUUUGACUGUACGAAUAACAUAGCGGAAUACGAGGCAUGCAUCAUGGGAGUCCGUGUAGCCAUAGAACGCAAGAUUAGAGUGCUAAAGGUGUAUGGGGAUUCCGCGCUAGUGAUUUAUCAACUCAAGGGAGAAUGGGAGAUGGCUGAUGCUUUGGCUACCUUAGCCUCCAUGAUCAAGGUAAAUAAACAAGAAGAUGUCAAACCCAUCCAGAUGAGCAUUUAUGAAGUUCCAGCCCACUGUUACAAUAUUGAAGAAGAUGAAGAUAAAGAUGAUCACCAUUGGAAACCAAUUCUACAAAUCAUGUCUUUGGAAGACAGUGUAGUGACAUUGGCGAAUCCCACAGAUCCUGUUUCCCUGAAGUUGCAGUGGAGCAGAUCAAAGACGACGAAUCUUGACUUCCUGAAGUUGCAAUGA
Messenger RNA from Gossypium arboreum, 714 nucleotides. RefSeq lists its product as uncharacterized. Bases 1 to 714 code for a protein of 237 amino acids. Lineage: Eukaryota; Viridiplantae; Streptophyta; Magnoliopsida; Malvales; Malvaceae. The record is from RefSeq and is a predicted model, not a curated record. The transcript is spliced from 3 exons. Gene Ontology annotation, molecular function: nucleic acid binding; RNA-DNA hybrid ribonuclease activity.